This is a messenger RNA of Lindgomyces ingoldianus, 864 nucleotides long. RefSeq names its product Clavaminate synthase-like protein. NCBI's taxonomy places the organism in Eukaryota, Fungi, Ascomycota, Dothideomycetes, Pleosporales, Lindgomycetaceae. The record is from RefSeq and is a predicted model, not a curated record. The transcript has 6 exons. Gene Ontology annotation, molecular function: oxidoreductase activity. The coding region runs from base 1 to 864 and encodes 287 amino acids.
AUGGCAGCUACGAAUGUCGCAAGGGCAGUCACACCAAGCCACCCGGAUAUUACAUACACUCCCGAUUAUGCAACGUACCUCGCACGGACUAAGAGAAGAGUGAACACUGAGAAAUUGGGCAAGCGCUUGCCACCAGGCUGUCCUCUGGAGCUACAGUCUAAGCUCGUAUGGAAUGGUGGAGACACUAUAGAGCGAUACAAUUGGGUUCACGAGUUAACCCCAGCCGAGUUUCACGAAAUCGAGAUAGCAUUGCAGCACUUCAAAUCUCUCGAAAGGCCCCUAGUUCUCCGCGGGCUUCUGGUAGACAAAAAAUGCUGCGAGGAGAAUGUAGUUAUUUAUGCUGGCCUAGCUUUACAUAUUACGCUAAGCAAGUUGGGCAGUAGCUGGAGAGUGUACAACGAGCUCGCAUCUACCCGACCGGACCUAGUGCAAACGUUAGCAGAGCCAUGGCCUACAGAGGUAUUCGACGAGAAAGCUAAAUCGUACGUGAAUCGCCCAUUACUCUACUAUCAACCCAGGACAGAUACCGCUCCAGAGAGAAUGAUAGUUCAGUAUGCUCGUCGCUACUUCACCAGUGCUGAAGCCCUUGAUGCCUUACACUUCCUUGUGGAUAAGUACGCUCUCGCGCUAGACUUCCAAAAAGGUGGUGUGCAGUUCGUGAACAAUCUAUCCAUCUUCCAUACUAGAGACGGAUUCACAAACACAGAGGCACAGCAGCGGCAUUUGGUGAGACUGUGGUUGAGAGACUCGGAACUUGCGUGGAAGACUCCAGAAGGGUUGGAAGGGAGAUGGGAUAAGGUAUAUGAGGGAGUGAAGGAGGGGACCCAGGCGUCCGAAUUUGCACUCGUAUAUGUCUCUUCGUGA